AUUUAUUUGUAAAGUAAACCCCAAUGAAUAACGAAACGUAUAUGUACACACCGUGCUAUUCGAAUUCCGAGCGACUCGUACAGCUCGGUCAAAGUACACAAUACACCUUUGCAGGUGUUGUUUAUUUCAUUGACCUUACCCACAAAAGUGUAAAUCCAAACAAACUCUCAUACUCGAGUAGACCUGUGUUAUGCACAUACGAGGCAUUUGGCGAAACAAUUGCUCGCUAUAUUAGUUUGGUUUUAUCCGUGGUACCUAUCAAGUGAUCGAUUCAACAUGAGCGCCAACUUGCAAAAGGCAAAUUUUGAGUUUAAAGCCUUGCUUGGCCAAGGAAGCUUUGGGCAGGUUUAUCUGGUGAAACGUCUCAGAGACGGUAAAGAGUUUGUCAUCAAGCAGCAAGAGAAAACCGUCAACAGUGAACUGAUAACCAAGAUGACAACGUCCGAAGUUCAGUGUUUGCAAGUACUUCGUCAUCCCAACAUUGUUUCGUACUACGGGGCCUGGCAGGAGUCCGAUAAUUUUUACAUUCUACUCGAGUACGCUCCUCGUGGCACGUUGAAAGAUCUCUUGAACCAGAGAACUGAACCGCUUACGGAAAAAGACUCGCUUUAUCUAUUUGCCCAAGUCGUUCUGGGUGUGCACCAUAUUCAUUCGAAAAAUAUAUUGCAUCGUGAUUUGAAACCCGAAAACAUCAUGCUUACCGGGCGUAUGGGCGACAUCGUUAAAAUCGGCGACUUUGGCCUGUCGAGAGAAUUACAGGGAUACGACAACAAGAGUCACGCAGGGUCAUACUAUUACAUAUCUCCUGAAAUGUUAAAAAGGGAGCCGUACGAUUUUAAAAGCGACAUUUGGAGCAUGGGAAUCAUCUUUUACGAGAUGCUGUCCAAAGAACUUGCCUUCCCGGCCAAGGACAUAACGGAAAUAACGGACAUGAUAUGCAAGGAGGAGCAGAAAAGAUUAUUCACAAAAGUUGAAGUAUCCGUCGAAACCGAAAUCAUCGUUUACAAGAUGCUGCUGCGAGAUCCUGAUAAGAGACCUUCGACGAGAAACUUGCUCCUGAAUCCAAGUAUGGUAAGGUACAUCGCAAAGGUUUAUUUGAAUUUGGGACGAGCCUACGCGGUCCCGCCCGAAGAGCUCAGCGUCCAAAUGUUUCUACCGUACAUCAAACCUCCGUUUCAAAAAACGUAGGGCAAGUCGUUUUUUCCUAUAUUUCUGAUUUUUUUCGUAAUUUAAUUUAUUCUACUUAAAGUAAACGAAAACACACACGUAUACCGAGUGAGAGGAGUUACGAGUAAUAAAUAAAAAAUAUACGUAUAUUUCUCAUGAUGAGUUCAAGCGAAUCAUCAAUAAAUUACAAUUUUCGUGAUAAUAAUUAAGUAUUAUAGGUACAAACAAUAAUUUUAUGUUAUAAUAUAAUCUCAAGAAUUCAAUUGCAUGUGAGAUAAGUGUGUA
This is a messenger RNA of Copidosoma floridanum, 1452 nucleotides long. Its product is annotated as serine/threonine-protein kinase Nek4. Lineage: Eukaryota; Metazoa; Arthropoda; Insecta; Hymenoptera; Encyrtidae. The record is from RefSeq and is a predicted model, not a curated record. Gene Ontology annotation, biological process: protein phosphorylation. Gene Ontology annotation, molecular function: protein kinase activity; ATP binding.